GAAUAUCAAAGCCCUCCUUUCUCUUUUUCCCCUUCCUUUUUUCUCUACAAACCACAACUUUUACAAACACAAUCGAACAAUCAAUACCACUAGAUAUACAUUAAACUCUCGUUCUCGGGAGUUGUUAUCUAGUUUUCCCACCCAAAUAAUCAAGACCUUCACGUCGCAGUCUCUUCAAGAGUACCUUGCGCAUUUUUUCACCCCACCUCCACCUACCAACCUUAUCGUUUUCUGGAUUUCAAGCAAGAGCUUGUAAUCUAGAUUUUACUUCAAACAACCCGCAAAUAUGGCUUCCGCUGAUAAGGGUCUCGAGGAGAUCCAAGAGGGACAAAUCGAGUCCAACUAUGACGAGACCGUCGACUCUUUCGAUACCAUGAACUUGAAGCCAGAGCUUCUCCGAGGUGUCUACGCUUACGGUUUCGAGCGUCCAUCUGCUAUCCAACAACGUGCUAUUAUGCCAGUCAUCAAGGGCCAUGACGUUAUUGCCCAGGCUCAAUCUGGUACCGGAAAGACCGCCACUUUCUCCAUCUCCGUCCUCCAAAAGCUUGACCCCAACGUUAAGCAAUGCCAGGCUUUGAUCCUUGCACCAACCCGUGAGUUGGCUCAACAAAUCCAAAAGGUCGUUGUCGCCAUCGGUGACUUCAUGAACGUUGAGUGCCACGCAUGCAUUGGUGGUACCAGUGUCCGUGAUGACAUGAAGGCCCUCCAAGACGGUCCUCAAGUCGUUGUUGGUACCCCAGGUCGUGUCCACGACAUGAUCCAAAGACGUUUCUUGAAGACCGACUCCAUGAAGAUGUUCGUUCUUGAUGAGGCCGAUGAGAUGCUUUCCCGUGGUUUCACCGAGCAAAUCUACGACAUCUUCCAACUCCUUCCUCAAUCCACCCAAGUUGUCCUCCUCUCCGCCACCAUGCCACAAGACGUUCUUGAGGUCACCACCAAGUUCAUGCGUGACCCCGUCCGUAUCUUGGUUAAGAAGGCCGAACUUACCCUCGAAGGUAUUAAGCAAUUCUACAUCGCUGUUGAGAAGGAAGACUGGAAGUUGGACACCCUUUCCGAUUUGUACGAGACCGUCACCAUCACACAAGCAGUCAUCUUCUGCAACACCAGAAGAAAGGUCGACUGGUUGACCGACAAACUCACUGCCCGUGAUUUCACCGUCUCCGCCAUGCACGGUGACAUGGACCAAGGUCAACGUGACUUGAUUAUGAAGGAGUUCCGUUCCGGUUCAUCCCGUGUCUUGAUCGCCACUGAUCUUUUGGCCCGUGGUAUCGAUGUCCAACAAGUUUCCUUGGUCAUCAACUACGAUCUCCCAGCAAACCGUGAGAACUACAUCCAUCGUAUCGGUCGUGGAGGACGUUUCGGACGUAAGGGUGUUGCCAUCAACUUCGUUACCGCUGAUGAUGUCCGCAUGAUGAGAGAAAUCGAGCAGUUCUACAGCACUCAAAUCGAGGAGAUGCCAAUGAACGUUGCUGACCUCAUCUAAGCUUAAUUUUCUUUUAAUACACAAUUUGGUAAAUCACGAGUUCUCGGGCGUGAAUGUCUAUAAAAGGACCACAGCAUCAGAACCCCCUUUGUAAGGGCAGUGAUAGUGAGCGUAGCUGGUUCGCCCGGCGCGUGAGGAUUUGGUCAAUGGGUAGCAUAAAAGUUGCUGCAUUGGUUCGUGCAGCUGGAUUAUUUCUUGCGUAUUUUAUGGCAUUAGAGGUUUGGGGGGUUCUUCUUUGCUUUUUAGUCUCUGUAUUUAGGGAUUCCUCAUCGGCUGUUUUACGACCUCUAUGUCUACUCAGAUCUACUUAUAGUUGGCUCAAAACUGGUCCAUUCAAUGUAGUACGACUGAUGAUAGAUGCUGAGAUCAUUUUCCAUAGAUCCCGGCAAAAAUAAAAAUAAAAAUAAAAUAAAAAUAGUCAAAUGUUUUAGUGACGCCA
Molecule: messenger RNA, 1922 nt
Organism: Botrytis cinerea B05.10
Lineage: Eukaryota; Fungi; Ascomycota; Leotiomycetes; Helotiales; Sclerotiniaceae
Exons: 5
Coding region: 287-1483 (398 amino acids)
Molecular function (GO): RNA helicase activity; ATP binding; RNA binding
Source: RefSeq, a predicted model, not a curated record